Pteropus alecto (black flying fox) is the source of this 585-nucleotide messenger RNA. RefSeq names its product transcription elongation factor A protein-like 3. NCBI's taxonomy places the organism in Eukaryota, Metazoa, Chordata, Mammalia, Chiroptera, Pteropodidae. Bases 1 to 585 code for a protein of 194 amino acids. The record is from RefSeq and is a predicted model, not a curated record. The transcript has a single exon.
AUGGAAAAACUCUACAAUGAAAAGGAAGGAAAGCUGGAAAAUGAGGAAAAACCAGAAGAUGAAGUAGAUACAGAAGAUGAAAGAAAGUCAGAUGAGGAAGAAAAGCCAGGAGUGGAGAGGAAACCAAAACACAAAGGAAAGCUCCAGGACGAGGGACAGCCAAAUGAUGAGAGGACACAAGAAAAGCAGGGCAAGUCUGAAGAUGAGGGAAAAGCACGCGGUGGGGGAAAGCCAGAACCCCAGGCAAAGACAAAGAGCGAGCCGCGGGCUGCUGAAAAGCACCAGGCUGAAGAUUAUGUGCCCCGGAAAGCAAAGCGAAAAACAGACAGGGAGACAGAUGAUUCCCCCAAGGACUAUCAGGAGGACUUACAGGAAAGGCAUUUGAGCAGUGAGGAGAUGAUGAGAGAGUGUGGAGAUGUGUCAAGGGCUCAGGAAGAGCUAAGGAAAAAACAGAAAAUGGGUGGUUUUCAUUGGAUGCAAAGAGAGGUACAGGAUCCAUUUGCCCCAAAGGGCCAACGGAGUGUCAGGGGAGUGAAGGGCGGAGGUAGGGGUCAGAAGGACUUAGAAGACAUUCCUUAUGUUUAA